UGGGAAAACGAGUCGACAAAACCUGAUCAGCUGCGCAUUGGUGUUCGAUGAUGAGGAUUAAUUUUUCGACAUUGGCAUUCCUGAAUCUGGGAUUUUUACCUUCCCUGUCUGAGAAAAGUUGAUUUGGACCAAUUCGAACUAAUUUGGAGACUUUUCAGAUGGCACACUUGUCACAAAUGCUUUCUUUUGGAUUACAAAAUACCCGACACACCUUAGUACCCUGCAAUAUUAAUAACUUGGUGAAAGUUUGUCUCAGGUUUGCUUCAAAGAAAGCCAGCAGUAACACAAGCAACAAGAGUAGCCAUAGCAGGCCAAAACACAGAGGAUGGAAAGUACAAGAUGGAGCUUACGUACAAUGUGGUAGGCUAUUGGUCACGCAAAGAACAACUAGAUUUCAUCCAGGUCUUAAUGUCGGGUUUGGAAGAGAUGGAUCUUUAUUUGCCAUAGAGGCGGGCAGAGUAAUGGUAACUUGUGAGACAAUUGACCCCAAUUGGGAACACACCUGGAUCCAACGCAAUUAUGCCGGCCGUGAAAAUCAAUUGAUAUAUAAGAAACACUUUAAUAUUAUUCCUAUUCCUCAACACAAUCGAUUCAAAUUAAUAGACAAAGUAUAAAUAUAUAUGCAUAAAUAUAUAAAUAUAUAUGUAUAGGAAAUAACAACUUUUGUUGACUGUAAAAUCCCAUUGUUGAGUAAAUUGAUGAUACCUAUAUUUAGAUAUUAAUAAAAUUGACCAUUCUA
This is a messenger RNA of Monomorium pharaonis (pharaoh ant), 739 nucleotides long. RefSeq names its product 50S ribosomal protein L27 (gene mRpL27). The transcript is spliced from 4 exons. Gene Ontology annotation, molecular function: structural constituent of ribosome. The record is from RefSeq and is a predicted model, not a curated record. Gene Ontology annotation, biological process: translation. Gene Ontology annotation, cellular component: mitochondrial large ribosomal subunit; ribosome. Lineage: Eukaryota; Metazoa; Arthropoda; Insecta; Hymenoptera; Formicidae. The coding region runs from base 159 to 614 and encodes 151 amino acids.